Naegleria lovaniensis is the source of this 555-nucleotide messenger RNA. RefSeq lists its product as uncharacterized. The record is from RefSeq and is a predicted model, not a curated record. NCBI's taxonomy places the organism in Eukaryota, Heterolobosea, Eutetramitea, Acrasida, Naegleriidae. The coding region runs from base 1 to 555 and encodes 184 amino acids. The transcript has a single exon.
AUGCCAGCAACUUCCGACACAGCAUCAAGCCCACUCUCUCGCUUCGCUCAACCUACUCAAUCAUCAAGUCAGCCCGUACAAAGCAACACAGGACCCAACCUCACAUCAUCAACAUCGGAACCAUCUACCCAAAAUUCUCCUCCUUCAAGCCAAAAAAGAAAGAGCAAAAGAAAGUCAAAUCACCAACAGAGUUCUCAAUCAAGUCAGCCGAACAGCCAAAUUUUACAGAAUUCCCAAUCAUCAAGUCAGCCCGUACAAAGCAACACAAGAUCAGUAUCCAACUUAGCAUCACAAUCACAAUCAGAACCAUCUACACAAAGUUCUACUCCCACAACUAAGACAAAGAAGAGAAAAAACAACAAUCAAACUCCACAAAUCACUCCGAAGAAAAAGAAAAUCACAAAGGAAGAAUCUCAAACAAUUGCUAAUGUAUAUGCUUAUCAUUCUGGUGAUUGGACUAAAUUCUUUAGUGACAUAAGCUCUCUAGUAUCAAUAAAAUCGAUUUCCAUUUCAUUUCUUAAGAAAUUUAUAAACGCUCGCACAAAAAUGAAAUGA